Messenger RNA from Vicia villosa (hairy vetch), 1164 nucleotides. Its product is annotated as haloacid dehalogenase-like hydrolase domain-containing protein At4g39970. NCBI's taxonomy places the organism in Eukaryota, Viridiplantae, Streptophyta, Magnoliopsida, Fabales, Fabaceae. The coding region runs from base 59 to 1009 and encodes 316 amino acids. Gene Ontology annotation, molecular function: hydrolase activity. The record is from RefSeq and is a predicted model, not a curated record. The transcript is spliced from 11 exons.
AGAAAGAGUGAUGAAUAAAGUGAUGAAGAUGAAUGGUUAAUGGUUAAUAAACAUUUCAAUGGCUUCUACUCUCACUCACACUCUCUCCUUUACUCCCUCCACUUCCCGUUCAUAUCUCUCCCAAACCAAACACAGUUUUCGAUAUCCAACUACUAUUAACUUCCCUUCUUUCAACAUUAACCAUAAUAACCACCGUGUCUUCUCCAAGUUCAAAGUAUCAGCUUCAUCUUCAUCUUCAUCUUCUUUUCAAGCUCUCAUAUUUGACUGUGAUGGUGUCAUCUUGGAAUCCGAACAUUUACAUCGUCAAGCUUAUAAUGAUGCUUUUCUUCACUUCAAUGUUCGUUCUCCAUCUACUUCUUCCCAACCACUCAAUUGGGAUAUUCAAUUCUAUGAUCAACUCCAGAACCAAAUCGGUGGUGGCAAACCCAAAAUGCGAUGGUACUUUAAGGAACAUGGGUGGCCUUCAUCAACGUUGUUGCAAACUCCUCCAACUAAUGAUGAGGAACAAGCCAAGUUAAUUGACACUCUUCAGGAUUGGAAGACAGAGAGAUACAAAGAUAUAAUCAAGUCUGGCUCGGUCAAACCUAGACCGGGAGUUUUGAGAUUGAUGGACGAGGCUAGAGACGCCGGGAAGUUGCUAGCUGUUUGCUCUGCAGCAACUAAAAGUUCAGUUAUUCUUUGUCUUGAAAACCUUAUCGGAAUCGAGCGCUUUCAAAGCCUUGAUUGCUUCCUUGCUGGUGAUGACGUGAAGGAAAAGAAGCCCGAUCCAUCCAUAUAUUUGACAGCUUCCAAGAAGCUUGGUGUAUCAGAGAAAAACUGCUUGGUGGUAGAGGAUAGUGUUAUUGGUUUACAGGCAGCAACAAAAGCAGGGAUGUCCUGCGUGGUUACCUACACAUCUUCCACAGCUGAUCAGGAUUUCAAAGAGGCCAUAGCAAUCUACCCUGACUUGAGUAACAUAAGCUUGAAAGAUUUGGAGUUACUAUUUCAAGAUGUUGUAGCUGCUAAGUAGAUGAAAGGUUGAGGUUCCUCACAAGGUUAAGAUUCUGUAUUUUUUCCGUUCUUUUAUGUGUUUUUAUGUAUUCAUUGUUAGCAGAUGUAUUCAUGGAGAUAAUGUGUAUUCAAUUCAUUGCAAAGUGUAAUAAAAUUUAUAAUCUAUUGUUUACA